AGCUUCAAUUUCACUUUUGUGUGCUCGUGAUAUAUCCCUCUCUCUCAUCGUCUGCUUUCCCUGUUCCUUCUCAUUAUUUCAUGGAUUCUUGCCGGGAAACCGCUUUUGGGCCUGUCCGAAACCGCCGUUGUAAUUCGCCGACAGAAACAGAGAUAUAGAACGGCGAAAGAAAAGGGGCAAUUGCAAUUGUUUUCAUUUCUGUCGUGUUUACGGAGUUGUCAAAUCCAAUGGCCGUGAGUUUUGUUCUGUUUUUGGUUUCGGUUCUGAUACUGGGUGGGCGGGUGGACUCGGAGCCGGUACAGGACAAGCAAGCUCUCCUUGCCUUCAUCCGGCAGACGCCGCACGCCAACCGGUUGCAAUGGAACGAAUCUGUUUCAGCUUGCGACUGGAUGGGGGUUCAGUGUGACGGGAAUCGCUCAUUCGUGUUCACCCUCCGCCUCCCCGGAGUAGGCCUUGUGGGUCCAAUCCCUCCCAACACUCUCGGUCAACUGGGACAGCUCCGAGUAUUGAGUCUCCGUUCUAAUCGUCUUUCCGGUCAGAUCCCCGCCGAUUUCUCCAACAUGACCCUUCUCCGCAGUCUUUAUUUGCAGGAUAACAAGUUUACUGGUGAGUUUCCGGAUAGUGUCACUCGUUUAACUCGCUUAAAUCGGCUUGAUCUGUCUUCCAAUAACUUUUCGGGUUCUAUCCCUUUCGCCGUCAACAAUUUGACCCACUUGACUAGACUUUUCUUGGCGAAUAACAAGUUCUCCGGGAAUCUGCCAAGCAUCAACCCCGGUGAUUUGGUGGACUUCAAUGUUUCCAAUAACAAUCUCAACGGUUUGAUCCCAGACACUCUGGCCAAAUUCCCUGCAUCGGCAUUCACGGGAAACCUAGAUCUCUGCGGCGGUCCGCUUCCGCCGUGCAAUCCCUUUUUCCCCUCUCCAGCCCCAUCCCCGAUUCUACCCUCUCCGCCGGCCAUUCCCCAAAAGAAGUCCAAGAAACUCUCAACCGCAGCCGUUAUUGCCAUCGCAGUUGCCUCUGCCAUCGUCGCUUUCCUAUUACUGCUGUGCCUCAUUCUGUGUCUGAGGAGGCAGAAGCGGCUGCAACCGAAGCCGGAGAAACCACCUGUAAUGCCGCGCACGGUUGCGGCAGAGGCGGGAACAUCGUCGUCAAAGGACGAUAUCAUUGGUGGGUCGGCAGAGGCGGAGAGGAACAGGCUGGUGUUCUUCGAAGGAGGGAUUUACAGUUUCGAUUUGGAAGAUUUAUUGAGGGCUUCUGCAGAAGUACUGGGAAAGGGUAGCGUCGGUACCUCCUACAAGGCGGUGCUGGAGGAAGGAACCACGGUGGUCGUAAAGCGAUUGAAAGACGUGGUAGUGAGCAAGAAAGAAUUCGAAAUGCAGAUGGAAGUUCUGGGCAAGAUCAAACACGAAAAUGUAGUACCCUUGAGGGCCUAUUACUAUUCCAAAGACGAGAAGCUCCUGGUUUACGAUUUCAUGCGCGACGGUAGCUUGUCUGCUCUGCUUCACGGUAGCAGGGGCUCCGGGCGGACCCCGUUGGACUGGGACAACCGGAUGAGAAUUGCACUCAGUGCCGCAAGAGGCCUAGCGCACCUUCACAUUGCCGGGAAAGUGAUCCACGGCAACAUCAAGUCCUCCAAUAUCCUGUUAAAACCCGAACACGAUGCCUGCAUUUCAGAUUUCGGACUCAACCCCCUCUUUGGCAACACCAUGCCGCCCAGCCGAGUGGCUGGUUACCGUGCACCAGAAGUCCUGGAGACCCGGAAGGUCACAUUCAAGUCCGACGUGUACAGCUUCGGUGUGUUGCUGCUAGAGCUAUUAACCGGCAAAGCACCUAAUCAAGCGUCUUUAGGUGAAGAAGGGAUCGAUCUUCCGCGGUGGGUGCAAUCGGUGGUCCGGGAAGAAUGGACCGCGGAGGUGUUCGACGUGGAAUUGAUGGGGUAUAACAACAUAGAGGAGGAGAUGGUGCAGCUGCUGCAAAUCGGAAUGUCAUGCGUGUCCACAGUACCAGAUCAAAGACCCAACAUGGCAGAGGUGGUCCGCAUGAUUGAGGAGAUCAACAGAGGGGACACCGAUGACGGAUUGCGGCAGUCGUCUGAUGAUCCAUCAAAAGGAUCAGACGGUCAUACUCCUCCCACCGGAUCAAGGACCCCACCCAGAUCAGUCACACCAUAGAAAAAAAGAAAAAAAGGAAAAGGAAAAGGAAAAGGAAAAGGCAAAGGUAAAAAGGACCAUUCUUAAAAUGCGCACGGAGCGUAAGUAGAGUGAUAAAGUGCGCAGUUGAUUGUGGUGAUGUAUUUUAUUUUGCUUUUAUAAUUUUUUAUUUUAUCUUGUUCAUUUUUAAAAUUUUCAUUUGUUUAAAAAAUUCGAAUUGUUUUUGGAGGUGGUGGGAAUUGGGAGUGUCAUGCACUGAUUGGAAUUUGACCAUUUGAUGAAUUUAGUUGGGUUUUUACUUUUUAUUUCAAGAUUGUCCUUUGUAUUAAGAUUUGUGCAGUUCUGCUUCAAAGGAGCAGGCAUUGUUAGGGACCCUGUGGCUACUAUAAUUUUAUAUUUUUGUUAAGAUUAUUAAAAUUGUUAAAUUUUU
Molecule: messenger RNA, 2580 nt
Organism: Rubroshorea leprosula
Lineage: Eukaryota; Viridiplantae; Streptophyta; Magnoliopsida; Malvales; Dipterocarpaceae
Source: the annotation of a GenBank genome assembly